Messenger RNA from Lineus longissimus, 4668 nucleotides. RefSeq lists its product as uncharacterized. Gene Ontology annotation, biological process: sodium ion transmembrane transport. The record is from RefSeq and is a predicted model, not a curated record. Lineage: Eukaryota; Metazoa; Nemertea; Pilidiophora; Heteronemertea; Lineidae. The transcript is spliced from 9 exons. The coding region runs from base 81 to 2927 and encodes 948 amino acids. Gene Ontology annotation, cellular component: plasma membrane. Gene Ontology annotation, molecular function: ligand-gated sodium channel activity.
AAGAAUUAGAAUUUAAAUCAGACGAGGAUCUUGAGAAAAAACUGACAAAAGUUCCUGAGUAUUAUAUUGUUUUAUCUACGAUGGCUGACCCUGAAAAGUCUGAUACCAGGAAAGGGUGCAAAGAGAAAACGUAUGACUUCCUCAAGAACUUCACGGAAAACACAAGUUUUCAUGGAGUUAGAUACACAUUUGAGGCCGGGACCUUCCUUGGGCGGACACUGUGGCUGUUAGUUGUGAUCGCAUUUGCCAUUUGGUUUACCUACCAAGUUGGGGAGAGAGCAGCGUACUACCAGAAAAACCCUGUCACUGUCGACAUGAAUGUAGCAUAUAACAAUUCACUCAGAUUCCCUAGUGUUGCCAUCUGCAACACCAACCAGUUCAGAAUGACCAAAGCACGGGAAGCCGGUAUUUACAGAAAGCUGCAAGAAUUCUACGGAGCUGACCUGAACGCGAGAAGGAACAUCACUUUAGCAGAUGACCUGAAUAUCACCCAGACUAUGCUGGACAUGGCACACAGGAAGGAGGACAUGAUCAAGAAAUGUGUGUGGAAAGGGCAUAACUGUAGCCACGUGAAUUUCACACAGAUGAUGACGGAUUUCGGGGUUUGUUUCGUGUUUAAUGAUCUCCAUGCCAACAAAUCCGUCAGAGAUCCAAAAGAUUUUGAAGUCCAAAAUACAGGGGCAUCAUUCGGGCUCGAGUUGUACCUUAACGCCGAGGUUUAUGAACUCUCGCCAGGCCCUCACUUAUCAUCGGGAAUCCAGGUGUUGAUAUUCAAUGGCCAUGACCAUCCUCGGGUGUCAGAUUUAGGCACGGCGGUGCCAGUGUUUGGAGCUUCUAGAGCUGCCUUGCAUAUCUCGAGCGUCACACGACUGCCUAAGCCUCACGGAGACUGCGCAUCUCAAUCCUUGAGGGACUACAAUGCCUACUCCUUCCAAGCGUGCCUGGCUGAGGUGAAGACCAACGCAACAGCUGAGAUAUGUGGUUGUAUCGAGUACGGACAGAGAUGGGUUGGACCCGACAAGCCACCGUAUUGUAACCUGUCGACCUUGUAUGGAUGUUGCAGUGACGUCAGCGCUCGUACAUUCGCCCACACCUGCACUCAUCCCUGUUACCAAGAUGAGUUUACGACUACAUUGUCCAACACCGACCUCUCUGCCACAAGUAUCUUCUCCAUAAUUGAUAUUCUCGAAUCAGACAAGACACUCCUGGAACGCUACAAGAAAGCUUUACUCCUCAGGCAGUUGGUGGAUAAAAGAACAGUUAAGAAUGACCUUAUCUUGCUUAGGAAACUUCAUCACACCCAUAACUAUUUACACGAGAGCGUCCAGAAACCGUUAAGAAGCAAUAUGUCCACUAUCGAUGUUGCUGUUAAGGCCGUACAGAGAGAACUCAGAAACUUGAACUUCCAUCUCCAAUUUUACAUCAAGCUGCUGACGAAGAACUACAACAUUGUUUUCAGGGUUCAAACCAUUGAGAACUAUCUCGAACCACAAUUGGUCAAGCUAGAAAUACGAACAUGGAAUUUGCAGAGGACCAUUCUACCAGCCAAGCUGAAAAUAGUGUUUUUCAAGAUGGAUGGCAAUUCUCGAAAGGCUGUCGCGAGCUUGCAGGGGCUACUGGCGAUAUAUUUUCAGGAAUCAAUCAAUUUAAUAUAUUCAGUUGACAAGAUGUACAACACAGAAGUUAGGGGAUUAUUGGCAGCUGGCGGUAGCAUUGUCGAUGGCCUUCCUGUCCCAAGGGGAAUCAUCCGUCAAAAGAACCGAGAGAUAUUUUUUGCCCUUUUUGAAUUUUCCACCAGAGGAAUUGAUUUACGAAAGAAGAUGUCUGCCUUUCAGACUCUGGCCAGAACGCUGACAACGGUGAGUAAAUCUGAGGAACAGGACUUGUACAGCAAGUUGGAAAAACAGACCAAUGACAUAAGGAGGUCGCUGACCAACUUUCGGACGGCUGUUACUGGACUUAGGGACGCGAUGAACACAGUCAGUGUCGCGCUGGCAGGUUCAAUUUCCACACUGAAAGCGAGAGACGAAAAGCUUGCAUAUUUCCUUCACGAAGUUGGCACCAACAUUGCUAAUUACGAAAGGGCGAUGAAAGCCUACAGCGUUGAUUCCGUUGAGAAGUUCUUCACGGAUGUUGAGAAAAGAGCGUUUGACCUAAUCCCGAUCUGGCAGACGAUUACGAAGGAAAGGCUCAUCGAACUGGUCACCCCAGCUUCGAAGUUUCGAUAUAAGAUCACCAGCUAUGUUCGUGGGAGUGUCGUCUUGAUUGACAUCCUGCGUAAGAUCGAUGGCACGAAGUCGGAUUUGAAGAGCAUCCAGCAGACUUAUGAUGCUGUGAUUGCUGUUCGGACGGAUGUACCUGUAUUAGCUAAAAUGAUAGACACCCAAGGAAAAACUUUGCUACCACGGCUGCGAUCACUGGACAAGACCAUUGGCGCCCUCUAUUAUCUGAUCCCAAAAGUACAAAAGGCAACUGAUGAUUUCCUUCAAGAGCUUGAUACGUUUCUCAAUGAUUUGGUGAAGUUUAAUAAAACUCUCACGAUCGACCAUACCAUGGUACGGCAAAAUAUUCUAGCCCUUCAAGUGUUUUACCAGAGUCUUAGCCUAACCGAAGUUAUCAAGUCACCGGCUUACACCUGGUUUUCAUUGUUAUGUGAUAUUGGUGGUACAGCUGGCCUGUUCCUUGGCGGCUCAUUCCUCACUAUACUGGAGAUAUUUUACUUCAUCGGAAGAAACAUCAAGACGAAUCAUGCAGCGGCCAACACCAAAGCGAAUAGAAUCUUGAGUACAAUGUCUGCCAUGGACACUGAACAGCCAUACAGCACUGGUUACAGCGAAGAAGAAAAGGGAAGAAGAUAUUCUGCUAUCUUCUCCAUCACUUCCAAAGUGUCUGGCUACACGGAUUUGGAGAAGACAUCUCACGCUUAGCUGAAAUGCACUUUUUAACUAACAUCUCCAGGAUGUUGUUACUUACAAUAAUGUAUAAAAAUAUUACAAGUUCGUGAAAACUUGGGCAGUGCUUUUAAAGGAAUGAAAGAGGAGUUUGGGAAUUUCUGAAGUUACAUAAAUGUCGUCUGCAUCGAUUUUGGUCAAUUAUAAACUAAUCAAAUUUGCUUAUUUUCACGUAAUGUACAUUAUACCCGCACUAUUUGUUAGUGUUUUUUCAUAUAGUUAUCACCAGCAUUGGUAAGAACUUCACUAACAAAUGACAGGCUAUUGUAAAUGUUUGAAACCACGUCACGGCAUUGCAGCACCACAUUUGUUGUUUAAUGUUAGAUAUCAGAACUAGCAAGCAUUAUUCCGGCGUCAUGUUGUUAAGUUCCCGUUAUUGUUUUUGAUACGUUCCACCCUACCCUACAGGCCCCCUAGUUUGUGUGUUAAGAAAUACAUUGCACCACCACAGAGUAAAGUGUACUACAUUCGUCCCUAUUGUAUUGUGGUUUGUACUUAGUGUUUUCCUUUACCAGAAAACAAAGAUCAUUCACCAUUUACGCAUUCGACUUUCCAGCCUAGGUCGAAAAUAUCAAGAUUAUACUGUAAUUUAAUCCUGUCUGCUUGUACAUUAUUUAUAAGAUCCCCGAAAGAUUCUUGGUUCUCAGAUCUUAGCUAGGAAUGGUAUAAGAAUCUUUUCGGUACUUUCGACAUUCAAAGGCCCACCUUACCUGACACAGGCCAGCCUGCCUAUUUCAAAGACAUUUCCUUUUUGUAAUAUUUGAAGUAUCCCGGGGAGGUCACCUGUUAGUUUUGUUCAACAGGUGCAGCAAUCAAGAAGCACAGUCGUCUUCAAAUAAAAUGACAAGGUGAAUUGAUAUGUACAACAUAGGUAUAGCUUUAUUUCAUUUCAAUUUAUUAAGUUCCUCAUAUAUUAUAUGUAUAAUCGCUUGAGUCUUAAACUAUAAAUAAAUGCAAUCAGCAACUGUCAUGCCAGUGUUAUGGUUCUUCAAUCAAGUUGUUUUGUCCUAUCUGUUGUGAACAGUCUUCCAGCAGGCACGAUGGCCUUACUUGCUAGCGUCAGGCAGGGAAUUAAGGAGCUGCAUGCUUGGUACCUAAAUAGUCCGAAUAUUUUUUCACUUGUUUUUUUUCUGCUCAAAAUGAAAAAACAUCAUCAGCCCCAAAGCUUUUUUUGCUUUGAAAUUUUUUCAGAAUCAGAAGGAUGAAAAAAUGUCGGAGUCCAAAUAUUUUUUUCAUUUUGUUUUUUUUCUUCUCAAAAUGAAGAAACAUCAUCAUCAGCCCCCCAAAAAAUUUGGCUUCGAAAAAUUUUCAGAAUUUUGAACUUGUGAAAAAAAAAUAGUUAGAUACAUGCAAAUCGAUUGAUCAGUCGAAGUCCUCACUUUUAUUGACGAUUAUAUGUUAAUGGUUUUUCAAAGUGAUAAACGUGUCUGGCGAGACAAUUAAUCGUAAAAUUCAAUUUAGGUCACGAAAAAUAAAUCGAUAAUUGUCACUCUUUUGCACUCGUCAGUGUGUAAUAUGAGUGUAAAAACAUAACUCUGGGUUGCGCAAUUUAAGACAAAGAGUCGUCCUUGGCACAUACGGUAUAUAUUUGGAUCGGUUUAAAUCUGAAACUGGUCUUACAAAUUACCGCCACCCAAAGAGAACGACAUGGAAUCAGUUUGAGAUACGUGGGGCGUCACAAGCGUUGCUGAACAUGUGGCGUUCUACUGUUGACAAC